Molecule: messenger RNA, 2994 nt
Organism: Mugil cephalus (flathead mullet)
Lineage: Eukaryota; Metazoa; Chordata; Actinopteri; Mugiliformes; Mugilidae
Gene: malt2
Product: MALT paracaspase 2
Exons: 18
Coding region: 268-2763 (831 amino acids)
Biological process (GO): proteolysis
Molecular function (GO): cysteine-type endopeptidase activity
Source: RefSeq, a predicted model, not a curated record
UAUCACCGGCUCGUACUUUCUUUAAACUCGGGCGACUUCCUCAGCUCAACGGUAUUACUCGUCCUCUGCUUUGUGUGCGUAUGUACAGUUACAGGCGGAUUGUUCUCCGCCCCACGCACUUUCACGAAACUAAACACGGGGACAUCGGAGGCUGCGUUUACAACCUGUGGUUCAGCGGCCCACCGACCAGCCAGUGUGUCAUCCAUUGAGCUGUCAGAGCUCUGUUGCAGGGGAUCUACCGUGUGGCUGGUGGUGACACAUACGAAGAUGGAGGAGUUGAAAAUGAGCGUUGCUACUCUCGGCGAAGACGUCUUCAUCAGAUUGUCAAAGAUGUUGGACAACUCCACCUGCGGAUGGAGGCAGCUGGCGAAGGCGACGUCCGAGCAUCCGAAUUUCCGCUGCAGUGAAAAGGAGCUGACCAGCUGCUCACUCCAGGUCCUGAGCGCUGCAGGUAGCCCGGCACGCACGCUCCUGGCUCGGCUGGCCGAUCGCUCCUGCUCCCUUGACUUUCUUCUCCACUGCCUGAGGAAGAUUGGCCACCAGGAAGCUGUGCAAUUCCUCACCACCAUGGUGUCAGAGCGGAUCCAGAUCAGAAUGCAGCCGCAGUCCCAGCAGGCCACGUUGGGGAGCAGGGUGGUCCUGACCUGCAGAGCCUCUGGUCCCCCUGGACUCACAUACCAGUGGUUCAGAGGCAAAGAGGAGAUUUUGGACGAGGCGGGCAGAUCGCCAGAGCUGGUUCUGUGUCCUUUAGGCCCAGCCCACCAGGGUCAUUAUAUCUGUAGGAUCAACCACGGGGAAAACUGUAUCUUCUCCCAAUGGGCUAAUGUUCGCUUGAUUCGCUCUACGGGCUCUAGUCCAGGCUGCAGCAGCACUCUGUUUCCAGGCUCGGUGAGUGGGCUGCAGAUCAUCUGUCAACCCCAGUCUCAAGCAGUGUCUGAGGGCGACACUCUGGUCCUCAAGUGCACUACAGAGGCCAACCCCCCCGCCCAGUAUGAAUGGUACCACAACUCAGUGCCCGUGCCACAACAUAAGACAUGUUUGCUCAAAAUCCCGUGUGUGACCACAGCACACAGAGGAGAGUACAAAUGCAAGGUGUUCAAUUUGUAUCAUGAGGUGUGGAGCGACACUGCUACAAUCUGUAUUGGCCCCAGUUCCAUCACGGAAGCUUCCUGGGUAGAAGUUGAUCGUGGCCUAGAUUCACAGGAAGUUCACAGGUCAACCUCUGGACUAGGAAUAUAUCCGCUGCAACAGAUGGCGUGUCCGCCCCCAUCAGCCAAAAAUUUCUAUGCCACAGACAAAGUUGCUCUCCUGAUUGGCAACAUGAACUACCUCUACCACACUCAGCUGUCCGCUCCUAUUGCCGAUGUCCAUGAGUUGGCCAACCUUCUUAGACAAAUGGACUUCAAGGUGGUUUCACUGCUCGAUCUCAACUGGCAGGAGAUGCACAGUGCAGUUACAGAGUUCCUGUUGCUGCUUGACAAGGGAGUCUAUGGCCUGCUAUAUUUUGCCGGUCAUGGCUAUGAAAACUAUGGCAACAGUUUCAUGGUUCCCAUCGAUGCUCCGUACUCCUACACAUCCGAACACUGCUUAUGUGUUCAGAAUAUACUUACUAGGAUGCAGGAGAAAGAGACUGGACUCAAUGUAUUCCUCCUGGACAUGUGCCGCAAAAGAAAUCUAAAUGAUGAUAUCAUUGUGCAACCUGGAUUGCUGAAGGUGACGGCAAAUAUAGUGUUUGGCUAUGCCACAUGCGCUGACGCAGAAGCAUAUGAGGUGAAGAGGGAAGACGUAUCAAAUGGCAUCUUCAUAAACUUUCUCAAACGGCGCGUUUGUGUAGACGAGAAGGUCACCGUCAUGCUGGACAAAGUCGCUGAAGACAUGGGUCGUUGUCAGAUCACACGAGGGAGACAGGCUCUGGAGCUCCGCAGUAACCUGUCCGAACGACGCUCCCUAACUGACCGGAUACAGACUGCUGACUGCUCGGCUUCCUAUUCAGCUCGAAACCUGCAGUGGGCCGUUGCUCAUGUCCUACCUGUGAGCCAUUACCUUCAGUUUGACUGCGGAGUCAAGGUUCAGCUUGGGUUCGCUGCUGAAUUCUCCAACAUCAUGGUCAUCUACAGUCGUAUACUAGGCAAACCCAAAGAAAUCGUCUCCUGUUCUGCACAGCUCACCGAUUUCCCUAUGGAUGUGGACAUUGAUCUAAAGAAGACCAAUCAGGAGACACUGCUUGAAGCCGGCAGUUUGUUACUGAUCCAGGACAAUCUCCCUUCAUCGGAGGACCCCAGUCUUUACACGCGCAUCCGUAGCCUGCAGAGACUCAGGAGCGAGCUGACUUUCACUGUCUGUCUUCAUUACACCUAUUCCAACAUGGAUGACGAAAUACAAGAGAGGCAAGCAGUGACUGUCGGCAAGCCCCUGGUCUCCAAGCUCAAUCUCCAUGAGCCGCGGCCAUCGCGAGCCUGCUCUGCCUCCUCAUCCCUCAGCGUCGACUCCUUCAACGUUCUAGACUGCUCCUCUUUUGCUGAGGGAUGCACCUCCGUCGGUUCAGCCUCAAAUACCUGGCCUUACUUUGCACAGACUGCCAGCGCAUCUUCCACCACUGACUCUCCGACUUCAUCCAGGAGCGCCAAUAUACCAGAGGAGAAUGACACCCUGGAGUUUUUUGACACCCCUCAGCCUCUUGUUGCCAGCAAAAGCUUGCCCCACAGCCAAGUAAAUGACACACGGUACAAAUUUAGUGACAUGUACAAUUUCAAUUCUUACUGAGCAGUAUGGAACAUAUGAUGCACUCCAGUAAAUCAGUAGAAUGUGUAAUCAUGAAAGUGUCAGAACGUGCCAUUUCUAUAAUGCUGGCCCAGGACCCAGCUCACUGCAUAAGGUUCAAGUAGCUGUUAUAUUUGUCUUAACUAUGCAUUUGAUGUAAUCUGUAAUAUGAACUGCACUGAAAAGUAAUCACACUGCAGAUGAAUGAAUAUGAAAUAAAAUGUAACAAACGUA